This is a messenger RNA of Penaeus indicus, 2804 nucleotides long. RefSeq names its product haloacid dehalogenase-like hydrolase domain-containing 5. The transcript is spliced from 7 exons. Bases 55 to 1314 code for a protein of 419 amino acids. Gene Ontology annotation, biological process: glycerophospholipid biosynthetic process. The record is from RefSeq and is a predicted model, not a curated record. NCBI's taxonomy places the organism in Eukaryota, Metazoa, Arthropoda, Malacostraca, Decapoda, Penaeidae. Gene Ontology annotation, cellular component: mitochondrion.
GCCGAGUGCCGCUGCCAGACGCACGACGGCGAAGACGCUCUGCGGCGGGGAGCAAUGUCUUCGUCCAGAGGAUUCGUAAUAUUUAAGACAUUAGAUCGUCUACAGUGUCCUUUGGUGCAGCCAUGGGGGUGUCUUUUGAACAGGAGGCUCUACAGUCAGACAAGGAGCGGCGACGGCGGCGGCGGCGGCGGUGGCGGCCCUAACUUCGGGUUGCUGUUCGACAUCGACGGCGUCAUCGUGCGGGGCUCGCGCAUCCUGCCGACGGCUCCGGAGGCGUUCUCGCACCUGGUCGACGCCUCCGGCCAGUUCCGCGUGCCCACCGUGUUCGUUACCAACGCCGGCAAUGCCCUCAGGAGCGAGAAGGCGGAGCAGCUCUCCAAGUGGUUGGGCGUCACGGUCCACGAAGACCAAGUUGUAAUGGCCCACUCUCCUCUCAAGAUGUUUGACCAAUACUUUAAUAAGCAUGUGCUAAUAUCAGGCCAGGGUCCUGUUCAGGAAAUCGCAAACAAUCUCGGAUUCUGCAAUACAACAACGGUAGAUGAAUUACGGACGGCUUACCCACAGCUGGACUGUGUGGAUCAUAGGAGACGUUCUUUGAAGGCAGUUAAUUCCUCACCGAUAACAAAAAUAGAUGCCCUCAUGCUGUUUGGUGAGCCUGUGAGGUGGGAGACAUCAUUGCAACUUUUAAUAGAUAUACUAAUGACCAACGGAGAUGUUUCUGGGACACCCACUGCCCCAUACCCACAUCUGCCCAUCCUUGCUUGCAACAUGGACCUGCAGUGGAUGGCAGAAGCUCAUAUGCCCAGAUUCGGUCACGGUGCUUUCUUGCUCUGUCUUGAGGCACUCUACAAAAAAUUGACAGGGAAUGACCUCAUAUACACAGCCCUGGUUGGGAAGCCCUCAGAAAUCACAUAUUACCAUGCUGAAACAAUGGUUCAAGAGCAUGCGAGAUCUAUAGGCAUUAGCAAUUCUAUCACAAAACUUUAUGCAAUUGGAGACAAUAUUCAUACAGAUAUAUUUGGAAUGAAUUUAUAUCAAGAAUAUGUAAGGAGACACCGCAGAAGCAAAAAGCACGUGUCAAUGCAAGGUGCCAGAGGUCUUGAUCUUUCCACUCAUGACUUUAAGGGUCUGACUGCCGAUCAGUGUUAUUCUGUACUAGUUAAGACAGGAGUGCACAAUGGAGCAGAGCAGCUUCUUGAACACUCACCAAGAGACUUCCUCCCUGUCGAAUCCAAACUGCAAGAACCUUCACUCACCGUCAUGUGUGUCCUAGAGGCCAUUACAAACAUAUUCAAGCGUGAGAACUACCGGUGAACCCUAAAUGAGGCAGGAGCGUGAGAUGUAUGCGAGUGCUUUAUAUAGCAGCUGAUUUGGCUGUGGUCUUGCCUUGGGCUUUUCACUAGUUGACUAAGAUAUAUACACAUGAUUUUUUUUGUAGGUGAGCUACAUUUACCAAUGAAGGAAUAAAGAGUAUUUAAAGACAUUUUUUCAAAUAUGCAGUAUGUAUGUUAAAGGGCAUAGGAAAGUAUAUAAUUUUCAAUAGAGAGUCUUGUUGACAGAUUUUGUUUUAGAGUGUACAUCUUUAAACCCAGAUAGCUGCUGUAGGCAAUAGAAGAUUAAAGAGCUGUGAGAUAGAUACCCAUAUCCCUAUGGUGUAUAUUGUUGAUCUCGUUUUAUGCAUUCUUGCUGAGGGAAUUAUUUGGUAAAGAGCUGGAAACUACAAAGAUUUCAUGAAUAUUUAAAAGAAUGUUGAUAAUUUAUUAAAUUUUAGUCAUUAUUUAUUGUGGUAUGUAACUGGAAUGCGAAGCAUUAAUUUAGUGUGAUUCUCUCUCUCUCUCUCUUUCCCUCUCUCUCUCUCUCUCUCUCUCUCUCUCUCUCUCUCUCUCUCUCUCUCUCUCUCUCUCUCUCUCUCUCUCUCUCUCUCUCUCUCUCUCUCUCUCUCUCUCUCUCUCUCUCUCUCUCUCUCUCUCACAGUGUGUGUGUGUGUGCGUGUGCGUGUGCGUGUUUGUGUGCGUGCAUGUGUGCGUGCGCAUGUGUAUAUGCAUAGUGUGUAGUCUAGUGUAUUAUCGUGUAAAAGAAGAAAAGAGAAUGUCACAAAUCUAACAUUAUGGCAAGUCUAAAUAAACUAAAAAUUGUCAGAAAAAAAUUGAAAAUAUACUCAAAUAGUCAGGAAUUUUUUCUCACUUGCUGUAUUUAUUAUUUUUAAAGAUUAAGGAUUAUAAAUCAUAUAAAAAAGAGAGAAAGGGAAAUAUAAGCACUUCUUAUCAGAGAGAGAAAGAGGUAUGAAGUCUGCAAAACCAGAGUGGAAACUAUGUGCUGUUCAAUCUCAAGAAAGCUAAACCAGGAGUACUCCAAUUUGCCAAGUAUCUUUUAAGCAUAAACUUGGUGCCAGGUGAAUAGUAUGAAAAAAAAAUCCCCAGAGUCUGGGGUUAAUUUACCAGUCGUGUUCUUUCCUGAAAUUGGAUGUAUUAUAGUUUAAUAUUUUCAAAAGUGUAUAAGAAAGAAAAGAAAGAGAAAGAAAGCUGUCUCUUUGACUAAAGAUGGUGUGCAUAUUCUGUGUUUUGUUAUAUAUGUUUGUGUUUAUUUAACUACCUCUUUUACCCAUAUGUAAAUGUUUAACUAAAUCUGUAGUAUUGUAUAACUCAAAAAGAAAAAAUAAUUUCUUGGAGGUAUUGAUAUUCUGUAAUGUAUUAACUGAGUAUUGAUAACAAAUGGAUACUCAUCAUAUUGAUGAACUCUAUAAUCUCCCAACCUGAUAAUAGAACCAGAUUCGUCCAUAUGCAUUAAACUAUGAUAACCAACAA